Molecule: messenger RNA, 2373 nt
Organism: Plasmodium falciparum 3D7
Lineage: Eukaryota; Apicomplexa; Aconoidasida; Haemosporida; Plasmodiidae
Gene: AMR1
Product: protein AMR1
Biological process (GO): L-tryptophan biosynthetic process
Molecular function (GO): indole-3-glycerol-phosphate synthase activity
Source: RefSeq, a predicted model, not a curated record
AUGAUUGCACGUAUAUACAAAUAUAUUAUUACGCUAUUUUAUUUUUUGUUGUAUAUAUUUAUUUUGUUUCAUUGCUUGAAUAGCUUGAUCAUAAAAUAUAAUGUCAAGGUGGAAGGAUUAAGAUUAGUUAGUCGGAUGAAAAGAGGGAAAAUAUUGAAGGGAUGUUUUCCAAAAGAUGGUAUAUUACAUAAUCAUUAUAUCUCAACAUUGUUUAUUAAAAAUGAUGGGGAGAUAUAUAAUAAGUACAUAGGAGGGAAAAAAGAAAAAGUUAGAAAGAGAAAAAAUGAUAUAGGUGGUAGGGUUCGUUUUAGAAGGUAUGGGAAAGAUUCUCGGAAUCCUCAUUUGGCAUAUGAAUAUAUAAAUAAGAUUAUUGAAAAUAAAAAAUAUGAAAUUACGAAAUUAUUAGAAGAAAAUUGUGAUGAAAAUAAUCCAUUACAAAUAAGAAUGAAAUAUUUACAACAUACUAUGAAUAAUAAAUUAUCCGAAAGUUUAAAAAGAUCAAAUAAUGAUGAGAAGCAUAGAUUAUCAUUAAUUGCUGAUAUGAAGAGGAAAAUUUUUUGUAGCAUUGAAAAAGAAAAAAAAAAGGAAAAAGAUCAUAAAACAAAAGAAGGGUUAUAUAACAAUAUAAAUGUAGGAUAUGAUAAUUUACAAGAUGAAAAAUAUAUAUAUGAAGACAUAUUAAAGAAUGAAAAAGAAUUCGAUGAUGAUGAUAUAAUGAAGAAUAAUGAAGAAAAAAAAAAAAAUAUAAAUAAUAAUUAUAUAUAUCAACAUAAUUUUUUAAAUUUAAGUAACCCAGGAAAUGUCAGUUUGUUAUUACAUGAAAUAGGAUUUGAUGUAUUAAUAGUUAAUAUUGAUGAAUUAUCAACUCAAGGAAAUAUAAAUGAUUUAAAAGAUAUAAUAAAAAGUACAAGAACAUUACCAAGAAAUAAAAGACCAGCAAUUGUUGUAGAUGACAUAAUUAUCCAUCCUAUACAAAUAGCUUUAGCCGUAGAAAACCAAGCAGAUGGUGUUAUAUUAAAUUUAUCUUAUUUAAAAAAUGAUAUGGAAGAAAUGUUACAAUAUUGUGUUAAUGUUGGUACUCAAGCUAUUGUUGAAGUACAUGAUUAUAAUGAUAUAUAUUUUGCUACACAAUGUGGAGCUUAUAUACUUAUGAUCAAUGAAUAUGAUUUUUAUAAUAAUAUAUAUGAAUAUAACCAUGCUAUUAAAGCUAUAAAUUAUACUAUACCCGAAAUUAUUACUAUUGCUAAAGUUAAUACUAAUGAAGUGAAUUAUAUAGAAAAAUUAGGAAGCUUGGGAUAUGAUAGUAUAUGUUUAGAAAAAAAAUUAAUUGAUGAUGACCUUCAACAAUUUGUUACCUCAUGUAAAGGAUGGAGUGCUCCUCAUAAAACAUUAUUAUAUCUUAAUAGAAAUAAUUACCUUAAAGAAUUUCUAACAUAUGAUAAAAAUGGACAAACAGGGGAAAACCAUAAGGAUAUUACAGAAAAUCUAAAAAAUUUAUAUGACGAUAAAAAUAUUUCAAAUAAUUAUUCCCACACGCUUUUGAAAAGGUAUGAAAAGGAGCACAUCGAUGGGGAGGAUAUAACAAAUGAUGAAGCCAUGAAUGGUGCUAUAAAUCAUGAUAUAAGUCAAGAUAUAAAUCAUGAUAUAAAUCAUGAUAUAAGUAAAGAUAUAAAUCAUGAUAUAAGUCAAGAUAUAAAUCAUGAUAUAAAAAGAUACAAUGUUUUAAAUAAGGAUAAUCCUAUGAAAUACAAAACUGAAGGUAAUAAAAACAAUUACGCAGAAAAAAAAGAAAGUUUUGAAAAUAAAUGCAUUGAUAAUAAGAAUAUAAAGCACACUAAUAUGAAUAAAAAAGAAGAGAUAUUAAGCAAAGAAGAAAAACAAAUAGUACAAAAUUUUAAAAAUGAAAAAAAAAGAGAACUUAUGUUGUUAAGUCAAAUGAAAGAAAUUAUUAAAGAGGUUGACGAUCAAUGUAAAAAUUAUGAUACAAAUACUGAUGAACAAAAUCAAAAGAAAGAAGAAAAAUUAGAAUCCUUAUUAGAAAAUUUUACAAAAUUAGAUAAAAACUUCUUAAAAGGAUUUUUCUCAGAUGAAGAAAUAAAUAAUAUAGAAAAUACAAUGAAAAAUGCUGUUGAGCAAAAAAAUAAAAUACAAAGUGGUGAGAUUAAUAUUGAUCAUAAAAAUUUAACGGGUUACCCUAUGGGUACCCUACAAAAUAGUCCUAUGAAUAAUUUGGAUAUAUAUAACUUAACAAAAGAAUAUUUUGGUGAAACACAAAAUAGUGAUGCACAUACUGAAAAUAUAUUCGAUAGUGAUCAAAACAAGUUAUUGGAUGAAUCGACAGAAGAUUCAUCCAGAGGUCUAGACUCAAGUUAA